Molecule: messenger RNA, 5268 nt
Organism: Saprolegnia parasitica CBS 223.65
Lineage: Eukaryota; Oomycota; Saprolegniomycetes; Saprolegniales; Saprolegniaceae
Exons: 2
Coding region: 1-5268 (1755 amino acids)
Source: RefSeq, a predicted model, not a curated record
AUGCCGUCCCGGCGCGUGCAGCCGUUGGAGACCGCCGUCGAGCGCCGGCCAUCGACCUCGACGAGCUCGACCAGCCUCGUGCCUCGUUCCACACCGCGGCGGUAUCGACUCGGCCUCGGUAUCGCAACGGCCAUCGCAUCGGUGGUCGUUGGCUGGCACUUUAGCGCUCUCGUCUUUCAGAGCUUUGGUAACGACCACUGGUGGCCGUGCUACUCGCUCGCGUACCAAGCGUACCUCAUCGACGUCCUCAACGACGCGCUGCUCGGUUCGCCCAACGGCUCGGUCAACCUCGUGAGUGACUCCGCGCGCGUGGCCAAGACGUACGACAUCGCCUCGGCGUUCACAAGCAUCUACCCCACGUACAUGCGCCACCUCGUCCUCCACGAACUCACGUCGGUGGAACAUGGCAUUGCAAGUCUGCGGACGAUGAGCCCGGGCGACGCUCUCACGGUGCAAUCGCAAUACUGCUGGGUCGACUUUGCGAAGGAGCUCGAGAUGGCCCACACGGCGGCGCGCCAAGCACGGUGCGCCCGCUACGCUGCCAACGGCGCCAUGUACCUUGCCUCGGUGCUGCGCAAUAUUGACUAUGGCGCCUUUACAAGCAUCUUUGGGGGCAUCGGAGGUCCCUUCACCGUCGGCCUGGGGCUCGGUUUGCAGGAGACAGCGACGGGCCGGGCAUUUCUACAGUCGCUCGAGAUCAUUACGACGCCGAUCGCCCAAGAAGCGGACAUUUGGAUGUCGUUCGGACUCGACCGAUUUGAACUGCAGUGGCACAACAAGUACCAAACCGGUAUCACCGAGCACGCAACGAUUCUCAACGCUUUGGGUCACACGGCGUCGAUUACGCUCAAGGACCUGCCGCGGCGCCUCGGGAGCUGGUCGUCCGGCAUCCUCAACUGGCAGCUCAACAACGAUCUCUACAGCGUCCAGGCCUGCAAUCAAAGCCUCUUGCGCAACAACGAACUCGUACUGCAAGCUGCGAGUGUGCUGGCCCCGCCCUUCGCCGACGAGACGAUUCACAGCGGCGUCUUGGAACCGACGCCGCCGACCUGGGCCACGGGGUACGACUACCACGGCGGCAGUCCUCUCUGUCUGCACAGCAGCCCCACGCCUUUUGUACAACCGCCGUUUGACGCCAACGCGCUCUGCACAGGCGCGCAUCGCCUGACAACACCCUUCUCAUUUCCGUCCUUGCUCCUCGCGCGGGCCAUGACGAUGGCCAUACCCGCCGCCGAUCUCUGUGCUUGCGACGUGUCGGGCCAGUGUGCACCGGCCCUUGCGGCAGCCCAUUUGGUGUUGAAAGAACGGCAGCUAAACACAGCGGGGUUCGAUCCCACGACCCUCGGGCCGGUCGGCAUCAUGCAAUAUGCGACAUCGACGACCAACGCUUCCAACUGGACGCUACUGUACGAGCCGCUGUUCUCGCCCGAUGCGUUCCGUUUCUAUGGCUGGCUCAUGCUCUACGAUUGGGCGAUUGGUGCCCGGGAGGUCGUCGCCUUUGAAGGCGAUGUCUCAACCUUGACGCUCAUCUCCAACACGUACGCGGUGCAGACGUAUCCCACGAGCGGCGGCAACUUGUAUGUGCCCAACUCGACGCAGAUGAUCGCGUACAUCAUUCUUUACACCACGGCCGUCGCCUCGGUUGUGCUGCUGGCCGCUCUCUGCUCGACCUACGCUCUUCCAGCGCGCGUUGAGCCCACCAACUGGCUCGCCUUCCAUCGGCUCGUGGGCGCCGCGUGGGUCGGCCGACCGCUGCUCCUGAUCCGCGGCGGCGCGGCCAUUAUCAUGCUCAGCACCGCCAACGUUCAGCUGCAGCACUCAUCGAAUGGCGGGAGCUACUUCUCAUGCGACGCACGGUCGAUCAUCGAUGUGUUUGUGUUGUCCAUCGAAGCCACGUGGCUCUCGCUGCUCUUGCAAGAUGUGGCGCGGCUGCUCGUGCCCGAGGCCACCCACUCCUACGCAACACCGUGUGCUGCCCUCGCCUGCGGCAUUCACAUCUGCCUCGAGGUCCUCGACCCGAUCACGCCCGUCGCCUCGCUACAGCGCACGUGUGCCAGCACCAACUUGGACGCGGUGGUGGUCUGUGCCGGUGCGUCCGUUGUGAUCGGCAGCGUUGACCGGGCCCAAGUGCUCGUCGCCACCCACGUACUGCUCACGCUCCUCGGUAUCGUGAGUGCAAGCAUGUGGCGCCGUACCGAGACGCGCCGCGCGGCGAGCGAUAUGGAGCCGCCGUUCUACUUGCUAUCAGGCCUCGCGACGCUGUACCUAGCCCCGACGUCGCCGACAGGUGUCGACGCAGUGCCCAACGACCCCGUCGCCUGUCUCCUCGCGGGCUUGAUUCCGUUCACGACCGAUGACAGCAUCUACCUCUUCGACUUGAACCGGUGGCUUGUCGUGAAAAGUGUUUUGAACGCCAACGAAGCGUUCCGACCGCUGCACUCGAACGUACUGUGCGUGUCUCGCCGAACGACGUUGCAGCGACCACAGGCGUCCGUGUCGGCGCCGAUGCGCAUGCUCGUACCGCCGGUCUCUCGCUGGACGCGGUGGUGGUCCAAGCUCGUGUAUGGGUCGUCGAUUCUGGUUUGUUUGGGCUACAUGGCGCUCUCAAUUCAGACGAGCGUUCUCUAUCUCCGUGUCUCGGCAACCGCGCUCUCCAACGACCUCGCGUGGGCCAACUUUUCCAUGCAUUCGACGCACCGCUUUCUCGCGUCGAUCCUUAGUGCUGACUUUGCCCUUGGCAAUUUCUCAGCGCGACCGCUGCAGUUGGAUGCGAUCGACGUCAACCUUGUCACGACGUCGCUUGAUGACGCGUCACGCAUGACGCUGCCGGGCAACUUUGGCGCGCGCGUGCAGAUGCGGACGCUGGAGCACGCGUUGCGCGAUGCCAUUCAAGGUCUUCGCAGCACGCCUGCCGCGGACAUGCCGUGGAUCUUCUCCGCCUACUGCUACCUCGACUUGAACCAGACGUUUGCGAUGGCCAACUCGAUGAAGCGCCAAGCGCGCUGCCGCAACAUGACGACCAACGGCGCCGUGUACCUCGAAACGAUCUUGCGCAACACCGAGUGGGACGACCUCCUCGCAGUGUGGGGGAAUGCCUUUCACGUGGCUUUCGGGCGCGACCUCGAAGCGACAAACAUGGGCAUCAACUGGCUGCGCGCGGUCCGUGCCGCGGCCACGAACUGGGUCCCACCGGAUGUCGAAGCAGCGUAUUGGCGUCGCUCUGGCCUCACGACGUUCACGCUGCAGUGGCAAAACUUCAAGACGAUCGGACUCGUCAACACAUACCGCGUCGUGAGUGCGUCGAGUGCGUAUUACCCGUUUACGCUCGCGUCGCUCAACGGUUCGUACCGCAUUCCAUCCGAGACGAGCUACAAAAUGUACUGGGGCUUGGCCAACGAUUUCCGCGCGACCCUCCGCAAUGGCAGUGGCAUGACCGGCCAAAGCCUCCUCUCCAAUAGCGCCAACUACGCGUAUGCCAACACGACACCGGCAGCUGUGCUGUUGCGCAACGGGAUUCUCAACGCACCGAUCGGGCGCGGGCUGCAACUUGUGAGUGACGAGCUCGGUCCGUUUGGCUCGACCGACAUGUACUUCGUUCCUGUGCCGACAGUGCUGCGGGCUGCCGUCGACGGUCUUCGCCGCCUACUGCACACGCUCGUAGCAGAGAACGCGUCGGCUCUCGCAACCUUUCUUGCAAUCGACACCAGCGUGUCCGUGUGGCCCGUACCCGGGCCGUGGAUCCAAGCCAACUUCUUGUCGUUUGGCGGCUCGGUGCUCUGUGACGCGAUUCUGCCGACAGCGGCGCCCGCCGUCGGCGCUGGUCUCCUCGUGCUCUUCUCGUUCGACUAUGGCUGCGACGCGGUGCCCUACUACGCCAGCUUGCAGCUUAACCGUGCAACGCUCGUGCCCGCGUCCUUGCUCAGCGCCGUUCACACGCAGAGCAACUGGACUGACAUUUGCAGGCAUGACCCAUACAACCUCGUGGCGUGCGACGGGUACCUGAACUCGACAACGUCCUUUACAUCCACCUUUGGCUUGGCGGAGGCCAUGGCGCGCAAUGAUAUCCACCUCUCGGAUGUCUAUGCGUCCGUAGCAGCACUCGACAUCCAGAUCCUCCAGUACGGCAGCGCCUCGACCAACGACCCGCUCUCGCUGGAGCGCCUACCGCUGCUCAACCCGGCCGAUCCCACCUACGAUCUCUUUGCCUUCGCCUACCUCCUCGAAUGGGUGUCGUGUGACCGCGACGUGGUACACUUCCAAGGCGACAACAUGUCGCUCACGUUGCUCUCGGAGAAGACGACGCCGAUCGCGCAAGCCAUUUACGCUGCCGAGCUGCCGUCGGCGCUCGCAUCGUAUGCGCAGUCGGCCAACAUGUUUGUCACGAGCCUUCUCUUGCUCAUCGCCUUGCUCCUCACACUCUACAUGUGGCUCGCGCGCGGCUACGUGGAGCGCCGGAACGUGCUCAAAUUGAACCGCAUCGGCGCCAUGAGCUACGUCGGGCGCCCGCUCAUCUUUGUCCGGUCGGCGACCGCCAUGAUGCUCCUCGCCACCGCGUCGCUCGAGCUCCACAUCACCGACGGCCUCGCGUUUCUGGCGCCAGGAGCCACCUCGUGGCUUUCUGUGCUGCUCGCAUCGAGCGAAGUCACAUGGCUCGUCGAGGUCGUCAACGACAUGGCCAUGGUACUCACGCGGUCGCACGCGGCGCAGUACGCGGCAAUCAACAGCCUCAGCGUCUGGGCCGCCACGGCGCUCCUCUCGUGGAACGCCCCGGUGACGUUUACAGCCAUUUACGCACCCGUCUGUCGAUUGAGUCACAUGGACUUGCAAGUCACGUGCGAGACGGCGGCCAUCACGAUCGGCCACUGGCAGCGCAUUGCAACGCUCGCAUGUCUGACACUAAGUGUCAACGCGCUCUGCUAUAGCAUUGUGCGGAGUCUGCAGCGCUGGCGCUGGCUCUGGCGGCUCGUGCCCGCGCAAUGGCGGCCAAAAGAUAGUGUGCCAGCGCCGACCAAGAAGGUGCAGUCGCUUCUGCUCUCGGCGGGUGCUACGUUUCUCUUUUACCACGCGCCGUGGAUCUUCAACGACGUCUACUACCUGGACCGGGCGUCCGCCGCAUUGAAUGGGCUGCUCAGCGUGCGCUAUGACGGCAUCUACUAUGUGCUCGACAUCAAACUCUGGCGCAUCUUGGUGCUGGCCCCGACGCCGUGCCCACCCCAGCACCCCAAGUAUGCAGCUGCGCAGUACGCACUGCCACUGAGUCUUCACUAA